Molecule: messenger RNA, 1629 nt
Organism: Cercospora beticola
Lineage: Eukaryota; Fungi; Ascomycota; Dothideomycetes; Mycosphaerellales; Mycosphaerellaceae
Biological process (GO): transsulfuration
Molecular function (GO): pyridoxal phosphate binding; cystathionine gamma-synthase activity
Source: RefSeq, a predicted model, not a curated record
AUGCAGAUAGAGUUAGGAAGCUCUCUUCCUCCCGGCGAUCCACACGGAGUAAGCGUAUCACUCCCACUAUGGCAAGAUACCGUGGGCUGGGCAUACCGCGAUGAGAAAGUCUUGGAGAAACUCAACACUGGCUACCCAAGGUUCUUUGUGCCACGAAUAGUCCGCGUCUUGGCCCAGCAAGUCGUGAGGCACAUCUCGAAAUCUGAAUUCGCGAACGUCCUAGCAAAUGUCGAGAACAUUGACGAUCUCGAUGCUUUACUUGUCCCCGGAAAAGCCAUGGCGAUGGUAUGUCUGGAACAUCUCCAGAAGACAACCAAAGAUGAUACUCUCGGUGCCUUUGUGAUCAACUUCUCUGGUGAUAUAAACCCACUCGAAUCCUAUGCUGGAGGAGGUGGAGACGGCACUUCCGAGAUAUUCGCAAUAAUCUUCAGGGGAUCUUCCUCACAAGGAGAGCCCAAAGCACUGUGGCAACAUACCGGCUAUGGAAUUUCCAGCCGAUGUGCUUCACAUUGGUUUUCCACUGCAAUAUGGACAAAAGCCAGCCACAAGCCUGAUGUCGACAUGCCAAUAACGAUGGCGACAGUGAAAGCAAAGACCAAGCUCCGCACACGCAUAGCUGAUCUAGUCUGUUCUGAGAAGCAAACAGUCUAUAGUAAUGAUGUCUGGCUGUUUCAUACCGGUAUGUCGGCCAUUGCUUAUUCUGCAAAUCUCGUGUCUGGAAAUCGAGAGCAAAGGCCCGGUGUGGCCGUGUUUGGGUUCUUGUACGUCGACACCUUCAAGGUCUUGUCCAAAGUCCAUGGUUUCCAGUGCACACUUUACAACGCCUCGGACGCUGACCUGGACCAACUCGAAGCGGACCUCGAGGCAGAUCCAAUGCGGUACGAGGCACUGUACCUCGAAUUCCCAGGCAACCCAUUACUGGCAUCACCGGAUCUGAUCAGAAUCUGGAAGUUAUCGCGCGAGUAUGGGUUCGCAGUCGUCUUGGAUGACACCGUUGGCACUGCUGUAAAUCUCGAUCUGAUCGCUCAUACAGACAUCGUGUGCACCAGCUUAACGAAAAUGUUCAGUGGCGCCUGCAAUGCAAUGGGCGGGAGUCUCGCUCUGAAUCCAAAGUCCAAGUACUACUCCCAGUUCAAAACGACGUUGGACGCGGUGUACCUUGACACGUAUUUCCCGCCUGAUGCAGUGAUCAUGGAGCGCAACAGUGUGGACUUUGCCGAAAGAGUUGAAAAAGCCAACGCUAAUUCCGAGCUUGUCGUUGAGCUGUUGGAGAAGCAUCCAAAAGUGGAACAGGUGUAUUAUCCCAAGGGCAGUCCGUCUCAACCAUACUACGACCGUCACCGGAGGGAAGGAGGCGGCUACGGAUUUCUGCUCUCGAUCGUCUUCGAUAAACCUGCAUCUGCGAUGGCAUUCUACGAUGCGUUAGAAGUAGCCAAGGGCCCGUCUCUGGGCACGAACUUCACCCUGUCUUGCGCUUACACUCUGCUCGCGCAUGCCAGGGAGCUUGAGUGGGCGGCCAAGUAUGGUGUUAUUGAGUACCUGGUGAGGAUCAGUGUAGGAAUCGAGGAUUCGGAAGACCUCCUAGCCCGUGUGAGAAAGGCUCUUGCUGCGACGGAAGAAGCGUCGUAG